This is a messenger RNA of Scutellospora calospora, 146 nucleotides long. The record is from the annotation of a GenBank genome assembly. NCBI's taxonomy places the organism in Eukaryota, Fungi, Glomeromycota, Glomeromycetes, Diversisporales, Gigasporaceae.
AUGUAUAUAAUGGAUCAUUAAAAGAUAUAACUUGGUAUAUGAUAGCAGGAAACCAUGACUGGUACUCAAAUGUCAUUGCGCAAGUUGACUAUUUUUGGGAUUUUAACUCUAAAUUCUUCCUUCCCGCUCUUUAUUACGUUCGAGAA